UCCGGGAGGAAGUGGCACACCACUGCACUGCGAAACCAGACUACGACUCGUAGAUCUACACUCAGGAGCAAGAAUCUCUUUUUCAAGUACAUGGCUGAGUGUGUAGUUGCAGUAAUCAUUUUUGUGAAGAGCUGUACUGCAUGCAUGCACAGCUAGCUGUGCAACGAACGGAGUGCAUGCAGUGUGCUUAGUAUUUUUUUAAAUCGAGUUUGUGGAAGGAGUUGACAAAAUGUCAGCUCGUCCUCAUCGACGAGGUCAAGAAGAGCCAUCCCAAACAACAGAUAAACCAAUGGAAUCAAAAGUACUUUCGAAUCUAAGCCCGAAAUGGAGAAACUGGUGGAUUCGUGGAUUCGCAACUGCUCUUCUACUGAUGGUGCUUGCAUUUGUGUUGUGGAUCGGGCCACUUGGAUUGAUGUUCGCAGUCCUGAUAAUUCAAGUUAAAUGUUUCCAUGAAGUUAUCUCAAUUGGUCACAAGAAGUACAGGGAAUACGAAUUUCUCUACUUCCGAACAUUGCAGUGGUACUUCUUGAUGGCAUCGAACUACUUCUUCUAUGGAGAGAUCUUGCCAAGCACGUUCUUUGUAUUCUUCAAAACUGGAAAUUAUCUACCUGUGCUCUUACGUUAUCAUCUGAUUAUCUCGUUCCUCAUGUAUGUGUCCGGCCUGGUGGCUUUUGUGCUGACGCUCCAGAAGGGUUCCUACAGGAUGCAGUUCAAAAUGUUUGGCUGGACACAUGUCACUUUGCUGAUCAUUGUGACCCAGUCACAUUUAAUCCUACAGAACCUGUUUGAGGGCAUAUUCUGGUUUGUUCUGCCUUUGCUGCUGGUCGUCUGCAAUGACAUUAUGGCCUACAUAUUUGGAUUCUUCUUUGGACGAACCAGCUUGAUUCAGCUGUCACCCAAGAAGACCUGGGAAGGAUUUAUCGGUGCGUUCUUCAGCACUUUGCUGUUUGGAUUCCUUUUCGCAUGGUUCCUGGCUCAGUUUGAGUUUUUUGCUUGUCCAGUGGAGUAUCGUGAGGACAGCAUACUCGCAGCAACGCUAUCAUGCAAGCCUGCAUUCAUAUUCACACAGCAGCCGUAUGAAGUACCCCUGGCAUUGCAUCCAAUCCUAGGCAAAGUAUUGAUGAUCUAUCCAGCUCAGUUCCAUGCAGUAAUGCUGGCAGCAUUUGCAUCAUCCAUUGCGCCUUUUGGCGGCUUCAUGGCCAGCGGCUUCAAGCGUGCAUUUGAGAUCAAGGACUUUGACAACUUGAUCCCCGGCCACGGCGGAUUCAUGGACAGAUUUGAUUGCCAGUUCCUGAUGGCCACUUUCACGUAUGUGUACGUUGUGACGUUUGUACAUGCUGUGAAGCCCAACUACGUGCUUCGCCUCUUCAUGUCAAUGAACAGUGAGGAGCAGAUCUCGAUCUAUCAUCAAAUCGAGGCUCACCUCAGAGAAACCCAAUUGAUCUAGUAUGCAUAUUAGGCGUCGCAACUAUACAUGUAGUGGUUAUCGUGAGAUCGAGUUUGCGCGGCGACUUUUUUUUUUUUUUUUGAUACGAUUACUAUUUUUCCAUGAUAAAUCAUACCAUAAUACUGGACUGCAUGAAUAGUUUCCUCUCCUGAACUGUGCCCUCUCAAUGCCCCCUUUCCCCACGUGGGUGCAUGCACCCAUGCAGGAACACCUCUCGCUAGAAACACCAGGGCGCUAUUUACGGCUCAGCUUGUUGGUAUAUUGCAUGUCGUCGAGGUGAUUCUUUGUCCCACAGCUUUACCAGUACCGACAUGUACCGCCGGUAUCACAGAAACAGUUACGGCAGAAGAUAAUCAGCAGGAGACUACACAUGAAAGGACCAACAUCAUCAAUUUUUGUAUGGCUGAAAUGAUCACAUGUAUACCGUUGAUUCAAGUGUUACAACGAAACGAUAACGUAAUCGGUAGAAUUUGAUAAUCAAUAAUUAUCAUUAUUUUGUGCUAGUGAUUUUUGAACAAACGGCGAGGAGACAACAAUUUGAUAACUGCAAUCAGUAAUACAAGCUGGA
Molecule: messenger RNA, 2015 nt
Organism: Sycon ciliatum
Lineage: Eukaryota; Metazoa; Porifera; Calcarea; Leucosolenida; Sycettidae
Product: phosphatidate cytidylyltransferase 1-like
Exons: 1
Coding region: 230-1447 (405 amino acids)
Cellular component (GO): endoplasmic reticulum membrane
Molecular function (GO): phosphatidate cytidylyltransferase activity
Source: RefSeq, a predicted model, not a curated record